AUGCUGUUCGACCAAUCGAAAGUUUUCGAGGGUGCGACGCUCUCUUGGUGUGAUAGGAUCGUUGGUGAGUUUUUUCUUUCGAGGUGGACUCCCAGUAGUGCUCUACUUGGCGGUACGGCGGGGUUUAGGUCGAAUGGGGAUCCUGUGAAUUAUCCUCUUUUGCAGUUAAAUUGUGAAGAUGUUAAAAUGUUGUUUUCAUCAGCUGGUGAUAGAUGGUGGGGGUUAGUUGAGGAUAGCGGUACUAGUAUUGUCUGCGAUGAAGUUAAUAACCAAACGGGUACAGACAGUAAUUUGUUUCAUUGUAUUAUUCCAUUAGGAAGCGGCAGUUUCGGAACGGUCUUGUUAGCGCAAAGUCGACUACACCCCACUCGUUUUUUCGCUGCGAAAGGGUUAACACAACUAUUACAGUCUUCUCUUAUGGCCGAACACGAGAUACCAGGAGGGAAGCAGGAUAUGAUGGAAGUGUUGCGUCAAAUUGUUCAUGGUGAAGUCUAUGAAACUUCACAGCAACAUCCUGCUCUUUGUAACUUUGUACGAGAAACUCAAGUGACACUUUCACUUCCAUCACAUCCUCAUAUUGCGCGGUGUUAUGGUAUUGUUUUUGCUACUUCUCCUGUGAAGGAUGAAAGGCGAAUUAUGCAUUCAGUAUCGUCAUCACGUUUGCCAUCACCUACUAUUUCUUCUGCCUAUAUGUUAAUGGAGUUAGGUACUGGUGGAACUCUUGGGGAUUUUUUCCGUCGUUACAAAGAAUAUCUCGCAGAAGAACAUCUUAUUUGUCUCAUAUCACAAUUACUUAAAGGACUCGUCUGCAUGCAUAAAAAUGGUGUUUUACAUCGAGAUAUUAAGCCAUCAAAUGUUCUUGUACGUCGACGUUCUAGUAGUGCAUGGGAAAGUGAUACAGAACUUUUUUUUGUAGAUUUUGGUAUUGCAGCGGUGGUUGGAGAUGCUAAUUGUGAGACUGAACGUACACUUAUUGGUUCUGGGGCCUAUUCUCCACCUGAGAUCGCACGUUAUUGGGGUUACCGUAGACAAUGUCCAUACUCAUACGCCUCUGAUAUAUGGAGUAUGGGUGCUAUAUUUUAUGUCCUUUUGACCUGCGGUGCAUCUAAGGUAGAGGAUGGAAUGUCUGCAGUCUUCUUGGAUGGAUUAUUGCCAACACCUGCAGCUGUGGCCUCAUUUCAGCUUCGUGUUGCACGUGGUGAAUACCCUUCACUGAUGGAAUUAAAGAAAAUUCCUCUUGUCAGUAAUGAAACUCUCUCUCUUUUACGUCAACAUCUCGCUUAUCAACGUACGAAAAAUGUCACAUUUGGUAAUAAUAACUCCGAAAUAGACUACACAAGAUAUACAACCGUAUUGGAUGGGAAAAUGGAGAUUGAAGGUACAGUAAAGGGUGAUUGGCCAGAAUGGGCCUUAACUGUUGGAGCUCAAGUGAUGGCAAGAAAUCUUCAGCGUCGUCAAUUCUCAGAUGAUUUUCUUAAGCUUAUUGAUUUAAUGAUGAUAGCAAACCCAGCUGAUCGACCAACAGCUGAAAAAUUACUUCUGGAAUUUCCUAUAUUUGCAAUACGUAUGCCAUGGUGGGAAAAGGCAUUAGAUAGAACUCUAAGACGCAUUGAGGAAGGAGAAGAAGAUGUACUAUUGGAUGUAUGUGUCGGUGAAAGUGAUGAGGAAGAAGAAGAGGAUGAAGAGGAAAUUGCAGUUAUGCGGAGAACUAUGAUGCCACUUAUUCUACCUGCAGAAAAUGACGGUUACGUUCCACAUAACAUUAUCCAUUGGUGGCACCUUGAUUUUACUAAAGGGGAACCUGAUUAUAGGAAAUGGUUCUCUAUUACUUCUCUUCUUGGUUGUCUCCUUGAUGCGUUACGAAGAUUGAGAGGAUUUGAAAUAGACUCUGAUUCAGGAACUAAUGAACGCAAACCAGUUACAUUAUACUCUCCAACAGCACUUCACUUUGUUGAACGAGUCUUUGAUCGGGUUAAUUCCAGUGAUAUCAGCGUAGGAGCUUGUUGUGAUGGACCUCUUCUAAAAGAACUUGAAGCUCGUAAUCUUAAUAGUAAUUUCUUUAUUCAUGUACAAAUAAAAAUAUACGUAACUCCAGAAGCUGACAAGAUUCAUCUCUCAAGUACUUGGUGUGAUGAGUAUGACAUAGCGGAUGAAGAAGAAAUGUCACGUCAUGCAAUGGAGGUAUUGGUUGCUACUACAUACGCUUAUCUAAAUCGUCGUCAAGAGGGAGUGCCUCUUGAAGCAGCAUUGCAAGCGUUGGACUGGGUAAGUUGGCAUAUUGGUAAGAAUGAAAUCGAUUCAAAUGGGAAGAGAGAACGCUGCUUUACUCUGGAGUACCUCGCAGCAGCACCAAGAGAGGUGGAAUCACAGUUUUUUGGUAAAAAAAUUACUGGGGAUAUUACUAGCGUCUUCCGGAUCUGGCGUGCGAACUUGGACGACGCCCUGCGUUGUUCACUGCGUGACACCUCUACCACCAUCUCCACCUCCACAACCUCUAUUACUGCGAGUACUGCUGUAGCUAACCCACAAACAGAUAAGUCUCACUAUAAUGAAUUUUUAAAAGAAAGUAUGAAGGGAGUGCUCGGUAUUCUUAACUCUGCCGAAGUAGAGUUACAGAAGAAACAAGUUGUGUCCGAAGAGGACCAGGGAUUAUUACAAGGACUUCUUGUACAGCAGUUUUGUGUAAGACAACCUCCUUCUGUAAAGGCAUGUAUGCGCGUUUUUGAAGAUAUGGCUGAUGACUCCCAUAGUGCUUCCCUCCUUGUUGAAGAAUGGAUUCGCAAUUCAAUCUUUAAUACAGAAGGUUCUAUGGUCUUGUUACCGGAGAACUCUAUUUAA
Molecule: messenger RNA, 2838 nt
Organism: Trypanosoma theileri
Lineage: Eukaryota; Euglenozoa; Kinetoplastea; Trypanosomatida; Trypanosomatidae
Product: putative serine/threonine protein kinase
Exons: 1
Coding region: 1-2838 (945 amino acids)
Biological process (GO): protein phosphorylation
Molecular function (GO): ATP binding; protein kinase activity
Source: RefSeq, a predicted model, not a curated record